Coregonus clupeaformis (lake whitefish) is the source of this 873-nucleotide messenger RNA. Its product is annotated as serine--tRNA ligase, mitochondrial-like. Gene Ontology annotation, molecular function: nucleotide binding. The record is from RefSeq and is a predicted model, not a curated record. Lineage: Eukaryota; Metazoa; Chordata; Actinopteri; Salmoniformes; Salmonidae. Bases 355 to 681 code for a protein of 108 amino acids. The transcript is spliced from 3 exons.
CGUGGGCCUUAUUUUAUAACUACAGCGAAUUUAAGCGAUAUUUAAUGUUUUCUACUUUCUAAACACACAGUCAUUUGUUACAAAUGUUGUUUAUAUAAUUUUAAGGUCCCGUCAUUUCAUUGGUUGUUUUAUUUGGUUCCGCCUCUAUUUACCAGCCUCCUUCCGCAAUGAAACAUGGCGACUUGCAUUUGCAUGGUUGCCCGGCUUGGCACAUUGAAUGUCUUAAAACCGGUUUCAAGACACUUUACAUGACAGGGAACGAAAGUAUUUACCCCCAGCCGCUCCACACAUGAGUUGCGAAGUAGUCUUUACGAACAUGUCCCCGAGGGCUACAGUGACAAGCCAGACUUGGACAUGCGACUUGUGUGCGAGGAGACUGACAAAGUCAUUGCCAAUGUGGAGACUCGGAAAGGGGAUCUACGGGGAGCAGAUUUCAGGGAGAUUAUUCCUGAGUUCAAGGAGGCUACAAAGGAGGGUCGGGAGAUCCACCACCGGCUGAGCCAGCUUUACCCCCGAGAGAGUGAGCUGGAGGAGGAGCACUAUGGCCGAGCCCUGAGGCUGCCCAACACCACACACCCCAAUGUGCCAAUUGGAGAUGAGAGCCAGGCGAGAGUGGUGGAGCUGGUUGGACAGAAGCCAGGUGAGGAGGUGGAACAACACAAUUACAUGCUGUCCUCAUGAUCUCAUAGACGUACACAGUAGGGCAGUAUUUGAUAUACAGUUGUCCCUGACCUUUUUCAUCAGUGUUUGACUUCAAACCCAGGGUACACCUAGAGAUCGGGGAGGAGCUUGGUCUUAUCAGACAUUUUACUUUUUUUUUUUUUUUUUUUACAUUUUAGUCAUUUUAGCAGACGCUCUUAUCCAGAGCGACUU